AUGGCUUCCCGUCUUGGAAUGACAACGAUUCUUCAGUGUUUAAUUGAUUCUAGCUGUGAUCUGAAUUCAAAAACAAAGAUUGGUGAAACAACUUUAAUGGUCUGUGUCAAAUACAAGCAUGAAGAUUGCCUUAAAGUAUUGGCCAGGGAAGGUGCUGAUUUUGGAUUGGUUAAUAUAAGUGGCCAACUUGCAAGUUCUAUUGCUGGGUCGUGUGGAUCACAAUCAGGAGAUGUUGUAGACUUGAAAGCUCUGAUUGGACAGGGAGACAUUGAUCUUGAUAAGCAGGAUGAAAGAUAUUUCUCUGUGGUUAUGGUUACGGCGAAGGAGGGUCAUGUUGAUGCAUUCUGA
This is a messenger RNA of Fraxinus pennsylvanica, 348 nucleotides long. Lineage: Eukaryota; Viridiplantae; Streptophyta; Magnoliopsida; Lamiales; Oleaceae. The record is from the annotation of a GenBank genome assembly.